Molecule: messenger RNA, 642 nt
Organism: Ixodes scapularis (black-legged tick)
Lineage: Eukaryota; Metazoa; Arthropoda; Arachnida; Ixodida; Ixodidae
Exons: 3
Source: RefSeq, a predicted model, not a curated record
AUGGCGUUGGGUGGCCGCAUUUCGGAGUUUGACGUUCAUGGAAAUUCGACAUGGGAAGAAUACGUCGAGCGCAUCGAACUGUACUGUGCCGUCAACAAGGUGUUGGAGGCCGUGGACAAGAGGGCGGUGCUGCUGAGUGCAGCUAGCAGCAGCUUGUGGCCGGGCGACGUAUUGCUUUUCGAAGCCGCUGAGUACCCGCCAGUCACCGCCGCAGAAGUUGCUGGCUGCACGUCGCAAGACAGUCGGCUAUCGGAAGUAAGGAAAUGGAUCAUCGACGGCUGGCCAAAAGAAGGGGUACCGGAAGACUACGGUGCGUACGAGAUAAGGCAGAACGAACUGUCCCAACAUUCCACGCCGCACUCGGAAUCCGGCAAGAACCCAGCUGAGCUUAUGCUGGGCGGGAGCCUGCGCUCGGGCCUGUCAAAACUUCACCCCGAUGCGAUGGACGUGGAGUGCAAACGGCAGCCUCCAGAACAAAGCUUUCAGUGCGGUGACUCUGUCUACGCAAGGAAUUUUCGCCAAGGUCCGAAGUGGUUGGCUGCUCGUGUGCUACGGCGUCGGGGUCACGUCAUGUACGAGGUCCAGACAUCCGACGGGAGUAUCCAUCGACGCCACCGGAACCACGUGCGAAGGGCCUGGGAA